AUGGCUAGUUCUGGCUCCUCCUGUGCUGACUGGAAAAAGAUGGAAGACGAGUUCACAGCUUAUGGGAUGAGCCUCAUGAAUCCUCCCUCUUCCAUUGAUGAGCUCUUCAAACUUCUUCAGAAAGUUGAGUCUUUACUGAAAAUGGUAAGUCAGGACCCAUUUGAUUCGACCACAAGUGCAAUUCAACCUUUAAUGAAAGCACUGGUUAGGAAUGAGCUAUUGGGGCAUACGAGUGAAGAUGUCAAAGUUUCAGUGAUUUCUUGUAUCACUGAAAUUUCUCGAAUAUAUGCCCCAAAGUACCCUUACAACGAUCAUAGACAAAUGGAGGAAAUUCUCCGGCAAACUGUAAUGGCUUUAAAAAAGUUAGCUGAUGUUACUAGCCGCAGUUAUCGGAAGGUGGUCCGAGUUCUGGAAAUCUUCACCAAAGUAAGGUUAACUGCAGUGGUAUUGGACCACGAAAAUGAAACGCUAAUCUUUGAGAUAUUCAAAAAAUUUCUCGAGGUCAUCAGGCCCUACCAUCCUCAUAAUAUAUUCACAUGGAUGAAAGAAAUCAUGACUCGGCUCAUAGAAGGCAGUGGUGAACUCUCAGCAGAGCUUCUACGGCUUCUUCUUGAUAGUCUCAAAAUUGAUAAUCAGAUGGAUUCACCCGUUGCAUCACACUUGGUGGAGGAAGUCCUAAAAGACUGUGCUGCCAUUGUGAAACCUUACUUUGCAGAAGCUUUAAAGUCAAUGAGCUUAAAUUCUGGUGACUAUGCUGAAACGGUUGCAUUAUUAUGCAAUGAAAUGCCAAAAGGAAAAGAAAUGAUGGCAACUGAAAAUGCACCGGAUACUGUGCAUCGCGUAAAAGUUGGUCCAUCUGAGGCUACAUGUUGUGAGCCAGCGCGGCAGGAUGAUACUCACAGGGAGAAGCUAAAGCAUACUUGUUUAACUAACAUCAUGAAACCUGUCAAUCCAGAAGAUGUGCACCCAACAAAAAAUGUGCCAAAAGAAAACCAGGAACGGACUGGAAGUCAUAAACUUACAGGUCAUCCUGUAAAAGUUGGUCCAUCUGAGGCUAAAUUUUGUGAACCAGUGCUGCAGGAUGAUACUCACAGGGAGAAGCUAAAGGAUACUUGUACAACAAACAUCAUAAAACCUAUCAAUCCAGAAGAUGUGCAACCAGCAACAAAUGUGCCAAAAGAAAACCAGGAAGGGACUGGAAGUCAUGAACUUUCAGGUAGUAGUGGCCAUCAUUCUUUGGUGUCCGAAAAUCAUAAUAAUAGCACUGGAAGUCAUGGUCAUUUCAAGAGAAAAGAGAUCCCGAUAAAUGACGAUGAUGAGCUGGUUGUGUUAAUUCCAAUAGGAGAUGUGCCGCAAUCCCAAGUUCAGAAAAAAGAUUCUCUUCAUUUAGAUCUCACUCGGGGAGAGAGAACCAAGCGCACAGUAUGUGCCAAAAGAAAACGAGGAAGCGACUCAAGGAAGAAUGAGUCUGCUUCAGAUUGUGACUCAGAGAGAAAAUCUGAAUCUAGCAUAAAAAAUGAAGAAGGAAACCUCGAAGAACACAAGGAGCCAACACUGCAACAAAUUUUUGGAACAAAACAGAGGCAGAAGAAGAAGAAAACAACUAAUACUGAAGAAUCUGGAGAUAAGGAUUCUGAAAGGGCUCAUACCAGCAAAGAUCAUGGUGCAGAACUGAUCGGCGCUAAAAUAAAAGUUUGGUGGCCAUUGGAGCAAGUGUUUUACGAGGGAGUCAUUUCUUCUUUUGAUUCUGAGACAAACAAACACAAGGUCAUAUAUGAUGAUGGUGAAGUAGAGAAAUUGAGACUACAUAAAGAACAAUGGGAAUUGCUUGAAGACAAUUCAUCUCAAAAGGAUUCCAAAAAACCUUGUUCCAUCAAAGAUUAUGGUAAGGAACUGGUUGGCGAUAGAAUAAAAGUUUGGUGGCCAUUGGAUGAAAUGUUUUACGAGGGAGUCAUUUCUUCUUUUGAUUCUGACACAAACAAACACGAGGUCGUGUAUGAUGAUGGUGAAGUAGAGAAAUUGAGACUACAUAAAGAACGAUGGAAGAUGCUUGAAGAUAAUUCAUCUCAAAAGGAUUCUAAAAGGACUUGUACCAUUAAAGAUUAUGGUAAGGAAUUGGUUGGCGCUAGAAUAAAAGUUUGGUGGCCAUUGGAUGAAAAGUUUUACGAGGGAGUAGUUUCUUCUUUUGAUCCUGUGGAAAGGAAACACAAGGUCUUAUAUGAUGAUGGUGAAGCAGAGAAAUUGAGACUACAUAAAGAACGAUGGGAGAUGCUUGAAGAUAAUUCAACUCAAAAGGACCAUGGAUUAGACUUUCAAGGCCAUGCUGUUUCAUCUGCUACGUCUUAAAUGAAGAAAGCAAAAAGAAACUCCUCGACAGGGCCAAACAUCUCUUCAUCCAAAAGGUCAUAAAGUACGGCAGAGUAGAAGGGCACUGAAUCAGUGGAAUUUUCUGUUGUGGAUAGGGAAGAAACUCAACUCAUGGAAGUCUUGAAGAAUUUUCAUAAAGCAGUGUGAUGUAAAUGUAACUACUAAAUUAGGUUUACCAAUAAGGGAUGUGAUCCAAUUGAUUGGAGAAAUGAAAUG
This is a messenger RNA of Solanum verrucosum, 2583 nucleotides long. Its product is annotated as sister chromatid cohesion protein PDS5 homolog D-like. Gene Ontology annotation, cellular component: nucleus; chromatin. NCBI's taxonomy places the organism in Eukaryota, Viridiplantae, Streptophyta, Magnoliopsida, Solanales, Solanaceae. The transcript is spliced from 18 exons. The record is from RefSeq and is a predicted model, not a curated record. Gene Ontology annotation, biological process: mitotic sister chromatid cohesion; DNA repair. Bases 1 to 2346 code for a protein of 781 amino acids.